AUGCAGGAACAACUUGAGUGGAAGGACGGGUCCGUGAUUUGGCAUCGGGUCAAAUACGAACCUCACAACCUCUAUCCAAACAUCCCUUGGGUCAAUGACAAACCAACCCGUAUUCCAACUGCCGCCAAAAUCGCAUCCGCACACAAACAAGUCAGAUCAUACCGAUUUCUCACCUCCGGACUCAACGUGAUCAAGGAUCCUCUUGACAAAAAGUCUGUGAUAGCCAUUGUCAAAUUCACACCCGUCGAAGAGCUCACUAGUUCUCAAAUCGAAGAUCUCAACUACGUUUCCAAUUUUCUAAAUAAGUCUAAACGUUUUAUCAAUGGUGUUCACUCUUGUUCUCGAGUUUGGGGUGGUCUCAUGUGGGCCAUUGGCUGGAGGAAGUCAUAUGAUGAGGACCAGAUUGUAGGCCGAUACAUCAAGGCAUUCAACAAAACUGAAAUGCGGGCCUUUGAUGAACAUUACAUCAAGUCUUCUAAAGUUGGUCAAAUAAUCGGAAAUCUCUUCAAGGAUCUUGCUCACACUCCAUUCCAAGACAAUCAAGACCUCAUGAAGAAGUAUAAUAUCCCCUCCUUUCCAGACCUUGCUUACGGUGAACUUCCACAAGAGUCUACCUGCACUCCUCAUAUUACGUUUACUACCAAUGGUUUUUUUAAUCCUCCGCACAAAGACACCGAGGAUAUCUCUCAAUUUGCUUUCGUCUUGUUUCUUCCAACUCGCACUUCUGAUUACACUUUAGUAGACUCUUCCAAGUAUGACAUCAAAUCGGGGCCUUUUAUUUUCCCUGAUCACCGUAUUGGUAUUGAUUUUGAUCAUCAGCAUGGGAUUGUCAAGAUGAUAUGGCAAGCGAAUAAAUAUACUCACUGCACUAUGCCUCACUCUAAGAGCUCUCAAUUUACUCGUCUUGGAAUGUCCAUACAAAUAAACUCUGCUUUAGCACAUACUUGUGAUAAAUAUAUGAAGGGUUUUUACACUAGCAUAGCCCAUUAUUUUGGCGAUCAUUUUUUUAUAUGUUUUGUAGUAUGGGUAGAAGUACUUUAA
Messenger RNA from Puccinia triticina, 1041 nucleotides. RefSeq lists its product as uncharacterized. Bases 1 to 1041 code for a protein of 346 amino acids. The record is from RefSeq and is a predicted model, not a curated record. The transcript has a single exon. NCBI's taxonomy places the organism in Eukaryota, Fungi, Basidiomycota, Pucciniomycetes, Pucciniales, Pucciniaceae.